AUGAAUUUGAAAAUAGAUAAGGCAUCGAAUAUAUUUCAGUGCAAAGCUUAUCGCACUGCGAGUACCUUGGUAUUAGCAGAGUAUUCUGAAAAUAAGCUCAAUCCAAUUACGUUAAAAGCAGUUAACGCAGCUUCAAAGUUUGGUAAAUUGCAGGCGCUGGUUACGGGUUACAAUGUUGCCGGUAUUGCUGAACAGAUGUCAAAAGUGGAAGGAGUUGAAACGGUAUUUCUGGCGGAAGAUCAAAAAUUGAAACAUCAGCUUGCCGAAUAUGUUGCAAAAGUUGUGGAAACACUUCAUAAUCAGCACAAAUUCACUCAUAUAGUAGCAGGAUCAUCAACGUUUAGUCGUGAUGUACUACCGAGAGUAGCUGCGAAAUUCGAUUCCUCUCCUAUAACUGAUAUAGUAAACAUUCACAGUGACGAUACGUUUACGCGUCCCAUCUACGCUGGUAGUGCACUAUGUAAGGUGAGAAGUGAUGCCGCAGUCAAAUUUUUAACUUUUCGCGGAACAGCAUUUAAACCAGCUACGGAAUCUGGUGGUAAUGGCAAAAUCGAAGCAGCUCCCAAAGUAGAUUUAUCGUUUGAUGGUAUUGAAUUUUUGUCUCAAGAAUUUGUGAAAUCAGAACGACCGGAUUUACAGAGUGCAAAAGUUGUGGUCUCGGGAGGUCGUGGUGUUGGUUCAGCAGAUAAUUUUAAGAUCAUUUAUGAAUUAGCUGAAAAAUUGAAAGCAGCUGUAGGAGCUUCGCGUGCAGCAGUUGACGCAGGAUAUAUUUCAAAUGAUUUGCAAGUUGGCCAGACGGGCAAAAUUGUUGCACCUGAGCUAUAUAUAGCAAUUGGUAUCAGUGGUGCCAUUCAGCACACAGCAGGAAUGAAAGAUAGCAAAGUUAUUGUAGCAAUUAAUAAAGAUUCAGAUGCACCUAUUUUUCAAGCAAGUUCCUUUUAUUCUAGUUUAUUCUUCCGGAAUAUAAAAUUGAAAAAUCAUUACCAAAAGUAA
Thelazia callipaeda (thelaziosis nematode) is the source of this 993-nucleotide messenger RNA. The record is from the annotation of a GenBank genome assembly. Lineage: Eukaryota; Metazoa; Nematoda; Chromadorea; Rhabditida; Thelaziidae.